AUGGAGGAUGAGACAGAGAGAGGAGACCGGUUUUGGAAUACCAGCUCCGUAGAGAUGAAGUUCUCUACUGGGAAAGAAUGGUUGAGGAGGGUUCGUUUCGCAGAAAAUAAGCCUAAUUACGGGAUGAGAGACCUUGCUCCCGUGUUGGAAGAACUCACAGGCAACAAGCUGGAGCUUGUAGGUCCCCUGGUGGAUGGCUUCCUUAAGGAGAUUUGGCUCUCUAUUAACGCGAAGCUCGCUCGCUCUAGAAUGACCGGUCUUAUGGCGCCCAUCACUCUCUUUAUGCCAUUUCAAAUCUUUAAACAUAUCUGGGUUUUAGUAUAA
Pocillopora meandrina is the source of this 324-nucleotide messenger RNA. The record is from the annotation of a GenBank genome assembly. NCBI's taxonomy places the organism in Eukaryota, Metazoa, Cnidaria, Anthozoa, Scleractinia, Pocilloporidae.